Molecule: messenger RNA, 520 nt
Organism: Leptinotarsa decemlineata (Colorado potato beetle)
Lineage: Eukaryota; Metazoa; Arthropoda; Insecta; Coleoptera; Chrysomelidae
Source: RefSeq, a predicted model, not a curated record
CAAGAAAAAUUCUUCCAGCACAUGCUUCAUAAAACCGAAAUACGAAUGGAAGAACUAAAAGAAAAUCUAAAAGGAGAACUGAAGGAAAGCGUCAUGAAAAUCGACGACGAGGUUAAAAGAGAAGUGCAUACAGUACAAGAGGAGAUGAUAGGACUAGAAAAGAGAGUCGAAAAACAGAUAGCGCUUCUCAAAAAUCAAGAUCGCCGAGACAGGGUUGCCACAUCUACAAUUUCCGUGAAACCACCGACUUUUGAUGGACAGUCGUCUCGGUCCAUGUACCGCCGCCAAUUCGAGGCUGCGGCACAAACUACUUAUAGUAGGUGGUUUGUGGGCUGCGGCAACGACGAAUGGAUGGGGUGAAGAGGAGAAAGCUACAGCACUUAUCGUAGCUCUGAGAGGGCCAGCCUUGGGUAUGCUGCAAACGAUACCCACCGAACAACAGAGUAAAUACGAAGAUCUGAUAUCUGCACUAGAGUUACGGUAUGGCGAUCAACACAUAGAACAGCUGUACCGAGCCCAA